UUUCAGUUUUUAUGAUCAGAAAAACACAGAGCGGAGCGAUAAAGAGAGGAGAAAGGGAGAGAGACGCGAAAACUUGAGGCGUCUGUAAAUGGCUGCUCUCUCAAUAGUUUUCGUUAAUCAUUAAUAAAAACACUCGAUAAUAUUAUUUUCUGAGAAACUCUGUUGUAUAAUACCUAAAAGCUGAACGAUUAGGGUUUUGAAAUAUAUUUAUUAAUUUAGAGUUAUAAGAAAAAGAAGAGGAAGAAAGAACGAAAAAUUAAUCAUCAGUAGACAUUUUAGGGUUUAUAAAUUUCAAUAGGUUUAGGAGUUUUUAUAGAUCGUAAAUCCUUUCAAUUGAUUGUUUAACUAUCUGAUUAUUACUCAUUCAAGCAAAGAAGGAAAGAAAGAAGGGGAUUUUAUCAAUCAAGUGUAGUGUGUUAAUAUGCGAGGAUCACAUAAAUCAAAAAGGGUUUCUUGGGCAACAGAUGAAAAUCUCCGGCAGGUGAGGCUGUUUCUGUCAGAGGAUUCUCCUUCGCAAGUGGGAUUAGGAGUUCAGGAUCAUCUCCAAGCAAAGAAAUCAUGGUUAUUGCAUUCCGCUGGUGGAGGAACAGAUGAUCAGCUGCCACCUGGGUUUGAAGAUUCUGCGCAUUCUGAGAAUCAGUUAAAGAAAGAACUAUCUCAGAUAUCUUUGGUCAAAUGGCAAUGCCCUCCACGAUUUUUCUUGGAUCCGCAUUGGCAAGUAGUGGCUGGUCAAGAAAGUAAAGAGGGUGGGAUUCAAAACCAGCGAUGUUCGAGGGAGUUGGAAGCAUAUUAUCCACGCAGAGAUGAUAUACCUGAUAGCCCAUCUGUUCCCUUGGAAUGUGACAAUAUUCCUUAUGAUGAUCGUCAAACUCCUCUUAUCCCCGUCACUCCCAUUGAAGAUGAAGAUACAUCCGAUCCAUCAUUCAGUUCAACAGCAGUAACGGCUAAUAAUCCCCAGAUGUUACAGCUACCAGUACUGUCUCAGACACCUCCCCAACACAUGUCCAGUUCUGUUAAUACAGCCACCAUUGGAAAGCCACAUGGUGUCGGGUUUGCCCCUGGUGUUCAGCCAGAUGCAGUUGGUGCUGCUGCCUCUGCUGCCUUCUCCGCUAUCAUGAAGACAAACGAGCAGGCAAGCAUGAUCGACCCGGAGUUACUCAUACAAAUACUUAACAACCCACAACUGAUUGAAAAGCUGGUUAGUGAUUAUGGACCAUCACCUGCCAAUGGCAACUUACAGAACAACACAACAACCAGGCCAAGGUCACCCCCAUUGAACUUGUCAGCCCCACAGUCUAGUUCACUUCCUGUUCAUAUUAGUAGGUUAGCUCCUGAAGCGAGUUCGAUGUCUACCAUGCAUACCAGUGGACACUACUAUCCCGUGAAUAAUGUUAUGUCGAGCAUGCUUCAUGCACGUCCUCUUCCACCUCCACAUGGCAGUGGUAAUGUUCAGUUCUCCACCACUCCACCAAUAGUAAAUGUCCCACCUCCUCCGCCGCCUGUGAGAGACAUGUACUACUAUAAGAGCCUGAUUCAACAACACGGUGGGGAACGAUCAGAAAGCGAGAAUCACUCACCACCUCAGGCACAUCAAUUUAUCGGUAAUAACCAGCAGCAACAGCACUUUGGGGCAGCAGUAGCAAACCAAGAACAUCAUCUGUCAUCAUUACAUAAUUCAAAACAAAGGGAGACCGGAAAACCCAAGAUUAACAAGCCUUGCAUGUAUUUCAAUAGUUCUAGGGGAUGCAAAAAUGGAGCUAACUGUGGGUUUCAGCACGACCCAUCUUUUAAACCGCGGAUGCCAGAGUCUCAACAUGGUGCAAAGAGAAUGAAACUAGAUAGAGAGAUAACAGGAAGGACAUAACCUUCUUUCCCAUAUUAUAGCUAAAUAUUUAUAUGAUCUCUUGCCCAAUCUUGUAAUGGUAUGCCGUUUUUCCAGGCUCCUCUUUCCCUCCACUUUAUAAUAGUAAAAUAGGAAUUCCUCAUUUUGCUUUUCUAUUUUGCAAGUUCGGUUGUUUUUCUUGAUCUUCUUCCUGUAGAGGCCAUGACUUCGGAAUCUCAUAAUUUCCUCUGAAAAGGGUUGUUAACGGUGCCAAGAGAAUUGCUUGGGUUGGAGCUUAUGGUGAAAAGCAGUUGUAUUCUUUUGUUUCUUUA
This is a messenger RNA of Papaver somniferum (opium poppy), 2154 nucleotides long. Its product is annotated as zinc finger CCCH domain-containing protein 6-like. Gene Ontology annotation, molecular function: metal ion binding. The record is from RefSeq and is a predicted model, not a curated record. Lineage: Eukaryota; Viridiplantae; Streptophyta; Magnoliopsida; Ranunculales; Papaveraceae. The coding region runs from base 422 to 1864 and encodes 480 amino acids. The transcript is spliced from 4 exons.